AUGUCUCUUCUUAGUAGAAAUAUAUUCCGUGCCCUAGUGCAGGGAUCACAGCAUGUCAGCAAAGGCGUGCACACGACUGCGGUAAACAACGAUAAAAACCAAACGAAAGAGGGUCGUAUCAAAUGUACCCUCAUCCCCGGAGAUGGUGUCGGUCCAGAGCUGGUUUAUUCUGUUCAAGAGGUUUUUAAGGCAGCAAAUAUCCCAGUGCAAUUUGAAUCAUUUUUCUUCUCGGAGGUUAACCCAACUUUGAGCGCGCCUCUUGAAGAUGUAGUUAAUUCCAUUACAAGAAAUAAGAUUUGCAUCAAGGGAAUCUUGGCUACGCCAGACUUCUCACACACGGGAGAACUGCAAACAUUAAACAUGAAACUGCGUAAUGCACUGGACCUGUACGCUAAUGUCGUCCACGUGAAAUCGCUGCCGAAUGUCAAGUGUCGUCACAAUGAUGUCGACUGCAUCAUUAUACGAGAGCAGACUGAGGGAGAAUAUUCUGCUUUGGAACAUGAAUCAGUGCCAGGUGUUGUCGAAUGCUUGAAAAUUAUCACGGCAGCGAAGUCGGAGCGUAUUGCGAAGUUUGCAUUCGACUAUGCAGUUAAGAUGGGCCGUAAGAAGGUCACCGCCGUGCACAAGGCUAAUAUCAUGAAGCUGGGAGAUGGUCUCUUCUUGCGCAGCUGUGAAGAGAUAGCAAAACUGUAUCCGCGCAUCCAGUUCGAGAAGAUGAUUGUGGACAACUGCACGAUGCAGAUGGUAUCCAACCCCAACCAGUUCGAUGUGAUGGUGACGCCCAACCUGUACGGAAACAUUGUGGACAACCUCGCCAGCGGCUUGGUCGGUGGAGCCGGUGUUGUGGCCGGCGCUUCCUACAGUGCUGAAUGCGCUGUAUUUGAACAGGGCGCACGUCAUAUAUUCUCCGGCGCAGUUGGAAAGAACAUCGCCAACCCGACCGCCAUGUUGCUGUGCUCGGCCAAUUUGUUGGCGCACGUUAACUUGCACUCGUACUCGAAGAUGAUCAAGAAUGCUAUCAACAAAGUACUGAAGGACGGCAAAGUGAGGACCAAGGAUCUUGGCGGUCAAUCAACAACCUUAGAUUUCACCCAUGCUGUCAUCCAUUCCCUCGUGUAA
Molecule: messenger RNA, 1119 nt
Organism: Parnassius mnemosyne (clouded apollo)
Lineage: Eukaryota; Metazoa; Arthropoda; Insecta; Lepidoptera; Papilionidae
Source: the annotation of a GenBank genome assembly